Molecule: messenger RNA, 2421 nt
Organism: Linum trigynum
Lineage: Eukaryota; Viridiplantae; Streptophyta; Magnoliopsida; Malpighiales; Linaceae
Source: the annotation of a GenBank genome assembly
CAACUAAGUUUCUUCACUCUCCACUUCAUAAUAUCAACUUCAUUCUAAACAAUUAUAAAGAACAAAUUAUACAUGUCUCCACAAACAUAAAGAAAAUAAAUUGUUUAAGGAAAAUAUAUUAUUUAGAAUAUUAAAUAUACCGGGAAAUUAAUUAUAUAUGUGUGGGCGGGUACCCAUGGGUCGGGUUUACCUAAACCCAAACCCAACCCGACCCGGUGAAUGGUGUAGCGGGUUUAAACCCGAACCCGGCCCAAAACCCGUCAACACGGAUUUUACCCGCGUUGACCGGGUUGGGUCGGGUGGGUACCCGUGGGUUCGGGUUUUGUUGCCAUCCCUAAUCUCAACCUUUUUAUUUAAGGAAGGUGGUGACGAAGGUGGCACAGGGAAAUACAGUAUACCAGUUUUCUCCUUCGGGAGCAGCUUCGACCAUAUUCAGACACAUUAGAGAUGCGAGGUUAACAGGAACACUUCUCUGAGCUUGCCCAAGACAAACAAGUCAAGUUUACGAAUAAUGGAAUGACCACGGUACCUUGGAAGCAGUUGACGAUCAACAAGUGGAGGAAUCGAAUAGGAUCUGGGAGGAAAGAACCAUCGAUGCGGUCCUUCGGGAGUUUCGAUAGUCAACUCAAAAUCCUGAAGCCGUGCAAGAUCGCUUCUGCUCGUAAUGGGGUCUUCUCUAGCGGGAAGAUCAAGGAUCUUAGCAAAUUGAUGAGACUGAAAGUAGACUCUUAUGUCCGUGGAAGAUCGACACCAGAUGAGAAUCUGAGGGACCAGAAAGGUCAAGAUUGUGGUAGAACCUCCUCACGACAUGGGGGCAGUAACUUUUGUUUCCUUGACUCCGGAGAACAAAGAAAUUUUCCUAGCCAAGAUUUUUGAACUCGUACUCGGCGACAAUGAUGGUUUUGCUUGAAAACGAGAGAUAGUCACCAAGACUGGAGGUGGAUCGAUAGUCUUCGUUGGAUAAAGAAAGUAUCUCCAUCUCCACAAACUAUCGACUGUUCUUUGCCAUUACGGGAUUUCAGAUUGUAGGGAAGAAGGAAGUGGGAGAAUGUGAAAACAGAAGAGAGAGAUAAUGUAGGUGUAAGAUGGAGAGAUAAGUGGGGAAAGAAAAAGUGGUCGUGGGGGGUGGAGACUGUGGAGGUAAGUGGAAUGUCAAGAAGAUUACGAAAGAUAUGUAAUGAUGAUGGUAACUCGUGUAUGUUAAACUAUGGUAAAUCAUGCUAGUCAAACUAGGGUUGCUUAGGAAUCAAUGGUCGUAGGUUCGUAACUUCUUCGAGGCCGAACAAACAGAUGAUGCUGCAGGAGAAAUGAAAUGGACUGCUGAUAUGAUCCCAAAUAGCCAACUGUACACGUCACAAUUACUCGACAAAGAAGCUAACGAAGUUGAGAAGAAGAAGGGCAGAAUUUGGCUAAGUCAAAAUCCGUGUUCAGGGUACAUACUUUGGAGGCAUGGUUCUCUCAAUUGGCUUAGUGGAAAUUCAAUUUUAAGGGUUUGUUUUGCAGAUAAAGUUACCAUAUUUCCAAUGGUAUGCUUGGUGGAUCCAGAUGAUGUCAUUAAGGUUGUUUUCCAAGGCCUCAAAUUUGCUACCUCAAAACUGGAAAACUGCCAGAAAAUGGCUAAGGCAGGAAACUGUUUUCUGAAGCCUACUUUGGAGCUCAAUUCAAGGAGCAUGGAUGGGAUUCAUGUCAAAAGGCGUCCACAACAUGAAACUAGGUAUGUUUAUCUACCAAGGGAAGGAAUCGGAUGAAAGAUUGGAGUUCGGGAAGGCCUCGAACGCAAGGCGCAAAGUUAGUACGAAAGCUGUCUUUUGACUGUUUUGCGGGCAGCUUACUUGUGCUUCAAGAAAGGAAGUUUAAACCCGAAUUUUGUGUCCUUUUAGUGUAGAAGUUUACCUUAAUUGUUUCCUAGUUAUACUAUGAUUGUAUUAGGUUUUAUUUGCCUUUAAAUAUCGUUCUAUUUCGUUGUAAAAUUCAGACGUUGAUUAAUCGAAAAGAAACCGUUUGGUUUGUGCAAGUUGCGACUUGUUUUGGGUUUGGUGGAUUCCAAACUUGCUGAGCUUGUGUAUCGAUUGAAUAGUCACUUCAAUCGUGGUCGAGCAACUACCCUUUUAUACCAAUCGAGCUAUCCCCAGGUGUGGAUUUGUCCUUUUGGUUCCGUUUUAUCCAAGUUCGUAUUAAGAACGCGUUGUUUUUUAUUCGAGCUCAAUCGAUUCUUCGAUUGAGUCGUUAGCUGCUUGACUUUGAUAACAUACACCCCCCAGGGGCGUAUUAGCUGCUGCAGGAGAAAUGAAAUGGGCUCGCACGUUCCAUACCCACUUUUGAAUAUUUCAUGGAUCAUGUACAAACCAUUUUUGAAUGUUAUUUAAAAACCCUGCAAAAUUCAAUGAUUAGACCUAGAAAUAAUACAGAUCCUGGUCCAAC